UUUACUUAUUUUUAUAGGAAUUAUAUUAAAAACAUUGGCAUGAAACGCUUCGUUUAGAUGCAUCUAAAGAAUAAUGAAAUGAAAAGUGGCAUAUUUCAAAAAUUCGUUGAAAGGAAAGCUUCAAUUGCAAAACGUGGAAUUGAACCAAUUACCAAGAAAUAUCUGUUUGAAACAGUGGAAAUAAUACUCCGUUUUAUGGGUAAUCACCGUUGCGCCUUGGAAACGUGAGCUUGACUUGAAUUGGCCUUGUCGGGCGCUAAUCGUCAUCAACCGUUGGACCGACGUACUGCAGAAUUGUUGCAGUACUUGAUUGGGAAAUUAGUGAGUGGCAGCAGUUGGCUGCCAUUUGCUGGUGUGGGCGCCUCGGCAUAUCCAUGUGAUAUAUGUUAGUAUUCUUGUGGCAGAUUCGGUCAAUCGCAUUGCCAUUACAAUAUACAAAGUUAUGGCAAUGAUACUCUGGAGGAAUUCCGAGCCCUGCAUUGCAGUGCAGUUCAAGUUGCCUUUUGAGCUGUUGAGGAUUUGUAUCGAGAUUGCUGCACAGUCAGCUUCAAAUUACAAGCAAAUAAAGGGCCCGGCAACAUGGAGACCCAACCACCCACCACAUCCCGCAAUGCCCGGCCAGAGUUGAGUUAUGAACGUGCUGGGAACAGGAAGCGCAACGAAUCAAAGCCAGAGGCAACAAACCCAACACCAGUGGCUAGCACACAGUACAGGGUAGAGAAGGUAAAGUAAAUGUGCAAACAUUUAUUUAUGUGCCAGCCAUGGAGCACUUUAAGGCACUUCAAUUGCCCUGAUUUGCCCAGCCACUAGGAGCAGCAGCAGUUGCAGCUGCAGCUACGGGGAUUUCCCCGCUUCGUAACCCAAACAAAUGCUGUUCGAGUGGAUGCUGGACAACGCUUACAAAUGACACUAGGCUAGCGUCUAGUGUUGCUGCCAGUUUGAAUAUGCAUGCGUCUGUCUGCCUGUCUGUCCAUCUGUUCUGUCAGGUAGUUUUGCCAAUUCAAAUUUCAAAUUUGUCGGGAAUUUGCAAUUGCAUUCUUGCCCAUGCCCUUAAGCCAACCCCUGGCUAUUGCCAGCGUGUGGCCCAUGUGGCGUAUCCUAUGCGCACCUCAUCUUCUCCUCCCUUUAGCGGCUUGCAUUCCACAGCAAUCGAAAAUGGAAUUAAAUGUUUUGCAAACACUUGAACGCGUUUGCCUUGUCGGGGAGCAAACCCAACAACCAGCAGCAGCGUUUUCACAGGAUAUAAAUUAAAUUUUAUUGCCAACUUUGGUCCGUUUGCGCUGUAAAUUGUGAUGGAUUCCCUCCAUUCGGCUUGUUCUAUAUUUCCAACGCGGCAACAUAAAGGCACAUACAUAUAUAUUAGUGUGCAAACUGAUGAAUAGCAAUUACCCGUAAAGUGUGGGCAGUAUUGUGCAUCGCUGUACUGCAGUUGGAUUUAAUUGUAAUGUGGGCAAGGCUACAAAAUUAAGGAUCAAAUUGGAAAUAAGUCACAAUAACUGCGGCCGUAGAUGUAUGCUUCAGUGUAUUUUUCUAUAUUUAUCUAUUCAUUUAUAUUCUGGAACGAUAAAUAAUUCUUAAAUAUUAUUCUUUACUCUCAAUAACCAAACACAAGAAAAAGCAAUGAUUGCUGGAGUUGAAUCACUAACUUCUCGCUUGUUAGUUCGACGCCCAGAAACCGAAGUCUCCAAGAUCAUGACGUCACGUUUGCAAAGCCCCCAUAUAUAUCAACAGAAGCAUUUACUAGCGCAAAUAUCAUGAUUCGUGAAACAGUGACUUUCAGUUUUAAUGAGCUCUUGAGAGUAUUUCAUUUCUUGCGUUGCUUUAAUUAACAAAAAAUGUUUCAUUACCAAACAAGAGAAGGGCACGAAAUGAGAAACCUUCGUCCAAAGAAGACAUAUGAGCCACAGACGUGGCACAUUUAAACUGGCUGCUGUCUGCUGCCAAGGAACACAAGAGCAAAUAAAAAGUCGCCACUAAGUAGUGUUUUCUUUUUGCAAAUGUUGUCCAUUUCUCCCUGUCUCGCGUCCGUUUUCUGGCACUGGCCCAGGCCCUGGCUAUGCUGCAAAGGGUAAAGGGUGAAGGGGAAGGAGUUGUUGCACUUGGCGUUAAAAAAGCGGAAAAUCGCAGCACAUUUUUGCCUUUUAAUUAAGCCCUCCAUUUUUUAUGUGCCUUUCGAAAGCGACACGGCGUGAUUUCAUGCGAGAAGUGUGAGAAUAGUUUAUUUUUCACCAGAGCCCAAAGCAUUGCCCAGAUUGCAAAAUGGCAAAAUAACGUGCGUGCAAAGGCCAGAGGAAUGCAACGGUUAAUGCAGGUCCUGCUGCCCAAAUGAGACUGUGAAGAGUAUGCCGAAAGGUUUAAAUGGAAUGUAAUGCAGAACUAAGGGCGUAAUUGAAGGGCCAAGAGAACGCCAUGACUACUGAACAGGUUUAAUCACACAUAUACACAAUUUACUUGUAAAGAAGAUGACGUUUAUUUGUUGCUUAAAAUUCUUCUCGAACUAAGCACUUUUUGUGUGUCUCUAUCAUGACUGUAUUAACCUAUAUUUGAACCAAUUAAUUUAAUUAAUUUACAUUUGCGCUAAAUACAUUUUUUAGUAGAAUAUGUGCCCCUUACGUAGAUACAAAUAGAACAUGCUUACACCCAUUAUUAAUUUGUUAAUCUUGAAAAUUAUGAAAAUAUAAAAAUUUAAGCUUUAAUAUUUAAUCGUUAGUAAAAUAUGAGUAUUAAGAAGAGAAAAUAAACGAUUGAAGUCAAAUUAUAAAUUUAGUAUAAUAUAUGCAAUUACAAGUACCUUCUAUUUGUAUGGUCAAAAUUUAGACAAAGAACUGUUUGCGACGACUGAUAUAUGUAUGUAUAUACUAUACACUUAUUGGGGAAAGGUUCAAGAAUUAUAAAAAGAGCUGUUUAUGGUAUGUUGCAUUCAGUUAACAUCGGUGUGCACAGCUGAACGGACGCGUGUGUACAUUAGAGAGAUAUCUGUUAGUUAAUUUGGAUGCUUGACACGAUCGUUAAGCGAGCACGUAGCGAGCUUGACAAAUUGAUAAACUGAGCGAACAGUUUGAUAGCGGCUGCAGAAGCUCUUCUCUUUUUUUAACGCAGCAUGCGAGAGUUGUCAUACUACUUGGUAAGCCUCUUGCUAGCGACUGGAGUGCUAUCUAGCUACAAUGCCUAUCGUUUACCCACGGCUCUCAAGCCCCAACACUAUGAUCUCCGCAUACUGACCCACUUGACUGGGCCUGACGAGCUGCGAUUCGAGGGUCGCGUAAAAAUCGAUUUUCAAAUACUGCAAGAGACAAGGAAUAUUACGCUUCAUGCCAAGAAUUUGACCAUAGAUGAGGCAAACAUUAGUUUGACAUCGCUAAACGGCAGCAAUUACAGCAUCACAAACAUUGAGGUAAAUGAAAAGUGUGAAUUUUACAUAAUGCAUCUCGCUGAGAAACUACAGCUCACUGAGCGCUACCGGCUGAUCAUGCCCUUCAAGAGUAUGUUGAAUGCAAAUGAUACGGGCUACUACUGUAGCUCCUUUGAUGAUUCAGUGACAAAGCAAGCACACUACUUGGCAGCAACUCAAUUCUCACCGACUUAUGCCCGGACUGCAUUUCCGUGCUUCGAUGAACCGCAUUUGAGGGCAACGUUCAGGGUUACACUGGGCUAUCAUAAAAACUAUACAGGACUAAGCAAUACACCAGUGAACAAAUGUGUAGUACAUGACACGCUUGAGGAUUAUGUUUGGUGCGAGCAUGAACCUCUUUUGAGUACGUCCACCUACCUGGUGGCCUAUGCCGUGCACAAUUUAACUAGCGUACCAGCCCGGCCAAGUGACACUGUGCAUAAAGUCACCUUUCGCAGCUGGAUGCAACCGAAGGUCGUUGAGGAAAGCAGCUUCCUGGUGGAAUUCGCACCAAAAGCCUUGAGUUAUUUGGAGAGACUUUUGGAGUAUACGUUUCCAUUGCAUAAGGUUGAUCAGCUGGCGCUGCCAACUCACAAAUUUAGUGCCAUGGAGAACUGGGGUCUGGUCACGUUCAAGCAGAGCCAUUUUGUGCACAACGAUGAGGUGGAAAUGCAGCAGACAAAAGAGAAUAAGGCAAGCACCGUGGCACAUGAAUAUGCACACCAAUGGUUCGGUAAUUUGGUAGCCAUUAAAUGGUGGAACGAUCUUUGGCUUAAGGAGGGACCUUCCACAUACUUCGGCUACUUGACUCUGAAAUCUCUGAUGCCUGAAUGGGGCAGUUUUGAGCGCAGUAUUGCAAAUGAUUUGGCUCUAUUCUUUUAUCAGGAUAUGUUUAACGACACAAUUGCAAUUUCACGCUCUGUGAACGAUUCGAAAAGCAUUUUGGAACAGUUCACUCCGUAUGUGUACAAAAAGGGUUCCCUGACGAUACGCAUGCUGCAUAUGUUGCUAGGCAACGAUGUUUUUUUUACAGGCAUACGCAACUAUGUGGAUCGGCACGCUUAUGACAGUGUUGCACAGUCUGAUCUCUGGCAGGCGAUGCAGGAGGCUGCGGUUGUCAAGGGCACCUCGGCUGCUGCCAUACCUCUGUCCACUGUCAUGGACUCUUGGACACUGCAAAGGGGUUAUCCGCUUGUGAGCGUGAUUAGGAACUAUACAGCAGGUUUUGUACGGGUUAAUCAAACCCGAUUUAUGCUGGCAACUGCUGGCGAAGAUAAAAACGAUGAGAGCUGCUGGUGGAUUCCGCUCACGUUUGUUAACCAACUGCAUGGAGAUUUUGAGCAAACACAACCACAGUUUUGGCUCGAAUGUCCCGGUGCUGAGAAAACCGUACAGUUAAUCAAUAUCCCAUCUCCUGACGAAUGGCUUAUGCUGAAUCCACAAGUGAAUUCCAUCUACCGUGUCAACUAUGAUGAGCGCAAUUGGCGCAUGAUCAUCGACACCCUAAAUUCCGACGACCACUUUCGCGAUAUUCAUGUGCUCAAUCGAGCACAGCUGGUGGAUGAUCUUUUGGCACUGGCGUCGACAAAGCAUCAGAGCUAUGAGCUGGCAUUCAGAAUGCUGGAGUAUCUGCCGCGGGAGCGCGAACUUUUGCCCUGGAAUACAGCUAUUGAGGUGCUUAACAAGCUUGGUGCCUUGUUUCGCGACGAGAUGGCGAUGAAAUUUAGGCUCUUCAUGAGGAAGCUUGUUGCACCACUUUACGGACGCUGUCCCCAAAUAAACUCAGUAGAGUUAAGAACCAAGUCGAGUCCAUCUAUUGCUGUAUAUCGUUUGGCUUAUAAUCAGGCCUGCCGCUACGGCGUGGACGACUGCGUCAGACAGGCCGUGCGAUAUACGCAAGGAACUGAGUACGGCACGGAGGUGCCUGUUAAUUAUAGAGAUAUUAUGUAUUGUACGAGCAUUGGACAGGGCAACGAUAUGCUGUUUCAUUUUGUGAGGGAACGCUUUCAAAACUUAACUGCUGAUGCAAUAAAGGAAGCCUGGGCAACAGAGCUUGGCUGCAGUCCUGAUUUUAGCCAGUUGCAAUCGUUUUUGGACUAUUUACUGCAAGCAACGGAUAAAACCACAUAUAGUUAUUAUAUACAAGCCGUUACUUCAGCACUGCGCCGUCAACAUGUGGCACCGGAGACCGCAGACCACAUUCUGAAGCAUGCCACAAUACUCAAUAACAAAUUCAGCAGCAAAGAAAUUAAAAUGUUGCUCUUAACAAUAAUUGGCAAUUCGUAUACCGAACUUGAGGAGCAUCAGUUGAGGCAACAAUUGAAGGGCUUAAGUAAAUUCGAGGAGCAUCUACGGGAAGCGUUUAAUAUGCGUGCAAUAAAUCGAGAUUGGCUAACGCAACGUGCCGAAUAUUUUAUUAGAGCUUUAAGCAAAUAUCUUUAAGACUCAUACAAUAGUAGCUGUGUGGCUGCUAAUUGUAGCUGCUUUGAUUCUGAGAACGAUAAAACUAGCUGAACUCGAACACUCAA
Messenger RNA from Drosophila virilis, 5919 nucleotides. RefSeq names its product aminopeptidase Ey. Gene Ontology annotation, cellular component: cytoplasm. The record is from RefSeq and is a predicted model, not a curated record. Gene Ontology annotation, molecular function: zinc ion binding; peptide binding; metalloaminopeptidase activity. Gene Ontology annotation, biological process: proteolysis; peptide catabolic process. NCBI's taxonomy places the organism in Eukaryota, Metazoa, Arthropoda, Insecta, Diptera, Drosophilidae.